Molecule: messenger RNA, 504 nt
Organism: Erinaceus europaeus (western European hedgehog)
Lineage: Eukaryota; Metazoa; Chordata; Mammalia; Eulipotyphla; Erinaceidae
Product: coiled-coil domain-containing protein 178-like
Exons: 5
Source: RefSeq, a predicted model, not a curated record
ACAAUGCCUCAUCAAAAACUCUGGUCUCAGAUGGUCCCCCGAAGGGCCCUGCUGAAAUUAUCCAUGAAAAUAAAAUGACAACUCCUGAAGAGGUGAACUUAGGCAUUUACUUCAGCUACCCAUGCCAACGCCACAGCUGUUCAUUAGUAAACAUCCCUGCACCAUGUGUCAACAAAAUGGUUUCACACAUUGAAGAAGUGGAGUCUAAAAUACAGGAGCAUUUGAAACGUUUUGAAACUUCUUUGGAAGAAUGGAGCAGAAUUAUCCCUGUACCAAUAGAAGGUGUCAAGCCAGAAAAAGAGCAUGAAAAAUGCCCAGAAUUAAAGCAGAAGAUGGAAUCAUUACUAUCGGAAGCUAUCCAUCUCAUUAAAAGUCUCGAGACAGACCGUGCAGAUGCUGAAGAAGCUUUAAAUAAGCAAAAAUCAAGAAAGAAAAUGAUUAACCUUAAAAUCGAUUCUUGGGCACUUUGGAGACUUCAAGAAAUUCCAAUAGCUGUGCAAAAAG